CGUGAGCACAGCCGUAACACAAACAGUCUAAACAAACAUCAACUACCUUGAUCUGAAAAUAAGUUGUUACACUUUAACCGGAGAGUGACAGUCUAGAGAAACAGCUGCCGCUUUCACACGAGGUACGAAGGAAGCGUGAAUUGAUUUUCGUCCAGAUUUUUCCUGAGCUUAGGAAACAUCGAAAUAACUGUAAAACGGACCAAAUUCGAUAUUUCAAAGAAAAGCUAAAAGAAGGAAAGGAAAAAAAUAGUGAUGAGUGCAACCACAGGCCCUGACAGCGAGACACCCGUCAGUAGUUCCCAGCCACCGCAAAUGCAACAUCCCCUCUUUAUCCGUGCGGCCGAGCGCUACCCAAGAACGCCCAAAUGUGCACGGUGCCGGAAUCACGGCGUCGUCUCGGCGCUGAAGGGACACAAACGCUACUGCCGCUGGAGGGACUGCGUCUGUGCCAAGUGCACCCUGAUCGCGGAGCGUCAACGCGUGAUGGCGGCCCAGGUUGCGCUUCGCCGUCAACAGGCGCAAGAAGAGAACGAAGCCAGAGAGUUAGGGUUGCUGUACGGCCCUGGGGGUCUUCUCAGCAUGAACCCAGAGAACUUCACCCCCGAUAUUAGCCGGCAAUACUCCGAGCUGAACUCGUACGCUGGAAAGAUCCACAGUAGGGACAGCGACUCUGGAAGUCCAGAUUUAAAGAGGAGAAAAUCUGAUGCAGACAACAUGAGCGACCGAUCAGGCUCCCCGGACAUCACAACUCCUGGCUCCCCGGAAAAAGCCGGCACCCAACUGCCGGAGACAGACGACCGUCGCGAAUCACCAAAACCGGAACGCAAAACCCCGAAAAAGCCAACUAGUGAAGGUGCCAUUUCUGGCAGAGCGUCUCCCAUCGGCCGCCAACAAGGAAAGAAACCGCCAAUAGAAGUCUUAAGUCGGAUCUUCCCUCACAUGAAACGGAGUGUCCUUCAGCUUAUUCUACAGGGUUGUGACAGUGACGUUAGUCAGGCCAUAGAACAGGUCCUGAAUAACCACAGCGAACACACCGCUUCCGCCGCGGAUUUAUCCUUGCCUGGAACCAACAGUGCCCUCUACCGGCCCUAUCUCCCCUCGACGCCAGUCGUGACAGCAGCCACCGCCUUCAAGUCAGCGUUUUCCCCAAUAAGCAGCCUGGCCUCCGCUCAAGCUUUCAGUUCGGCCAUGAGGUACGCCUAUCCCCCGCAUAAUGCCCGAGGACUGCUAGCUAUGCCCUACCCUCCUCAGUUUCUGCCCAACUUCGCAGGGUACAACUACAGCGCUUUCGCCACUGCGGCCGGGAAAUCUGCCCUCGGUUUUCCGGGCAUGGUGACGCCUUCGGCGAUGACAGACAAACCCGUCGAUGUUUGACUUGAGAACUUUACCAAUAAAAGUUGAUAGACAAUCUACAAACUAUAUCGAAACGAAUGAAAGUGACAAAUGGUGCUUAUAUCUCUACCAAGGUUGAGAAACUUUGGCCCAAUCAAACCGUUGUGAUGAACAUAUAUUAUGUAAUAACCCCAUGUAUAUAAUGUAACGUAUUUGACGCUAUGACGGACGUAGGUACACCCUAUGCGGGGAAUGUAUGUACAUACGCGAUAAUAGAACUGACAAAUUGUAAAAAGAAAAUUGAUAUAUUGAUAUUGACUGAUGUAGUUAAUCUCUAGAAAACAUUUCGGUUGUUGCUAUACAAAAUAAACAUUUUAAUGUUUUAACAGCGGGAUAGGGUCCCUAAUCCCGGCUCGAAUAUAUCGGAAAAUGUAAAUUGUGCUCUACUAACAAAUACUUAGGUCAUUUUUGUAUAUAUUGAUACUAAGCGGUAUAUGUUUUGUCAGCGAAUUGGGAAUGGGUUGUUACGAGGCCCGUAUCCUGCCGCUUUUGCUAUUGACUGUUCGCCAAAUGAACAUUAGUUUCGAUAAAAUCUUUUAAAAAUCACCACUAUAGGCGCUUGAUGUCCAUAGAUCACCCCAGCAGACAUCGCUUUCCCAUCGAUUAAUACUUGUGCACAUUUGUAUUAUUAAUCAGAGCAGUGUUUUUAUUAAUGUCUAAAGUUCUUGGAUCGAAUUUCCCAACGACGUUUGACUUGAGUGCAAUGAAUUAAUCUCUCACAACCUCUCACACACGUAUUAUCACGCGUAUCAUCUUGUCAACAAUUGUUACCAAGAGUUUGCGGUUAUAAUUGAUGUAUUAUUUGUCCAUUUGGAUUGGAAAGCGUCCUACAAUCUGUUAUUAAUCUGCUUGUAUUUAUUAUAAUAAAAUAUAUUGAUAU
Messenger RNA from Lingula anatina, 2272 nucleotides. Its product is annotated as doublesex- and mab-3-related transcription factor A2. Gene Ontology annotation, molecular function: DNA-binding transcription factor activity, RNA polymerase II-specific; RNA polymerase II cis-regulatory region sequence-specific DNA binding; protein binding. Lineage: Eukaryota; Metazoa; Brachiopoda; Lingulata; Lingulida; Lingulidae. Gene Ontology annotation, cellular component: nucleus. Gene Ontology annotation, biological process: sex differentiation; regulation of transcription by RNA polymerase II. The record is from RefSeq and is a predicted model, not a curated record.